This is a messenger RNA of Perognathus longimembris pacificus (Pacific pocket mouse), 1575 nucleotides long. RefSeq names its product butyrophilin subfamily 1 member A1 (gene Btn1a1). The record is from RefSeq and is a predicted model, not a curated record. The coding region runs from base 1 to 1575 and encodes 524 amino acids. Gene Ontology annotation, biological process: regulation of cytokine production; T cell receptor signaling pathway. Gene Ontology annotation, cellular component: external side of plasma membrane. The transcript has 7 exons. Lineage: Eukaryota; Metazoa; Chordata; Mammalia; Rodentia; Heteromyidae. Gene Ontology annotation, molecular function: signaling receptor binding.
AUGGCAGUUUCUCCAAAUUCCUGCCUCUCCAGGUAUCUGCUCAUCUUCAUUCUCCUGCAGCUGCCCAAGCUGAAUUCAGCUUACUUUGAUGUGAUUGGACCCAAAGAACCCAUCCUAGCUGUGGUGGGUACAGAUGCCCAGCUGCCUUGUCAUCUUUCCCUAAACAUGAGUGCACAGCACAUGGAGUUAAGGUGGUUUCGACAAACCUUGUCACCGGCAGUGUUCCUAUACCAGAAUCAGCAGGAGCAGGACAGGGAGCAGAUGCCGCAGUACCGAGGGAGGGUGACACUGGUGAAGGACAACAUCACCACUGGACAUGCUGCUGUGAGGAUUCAUGGUGUCAGGGUCUCGGACGAUGGGGAAUACCGAUGCUUUUUCAGGGAGAAUGAAAGCUAUGAAGAGGCUAUCAUGCACCUGAAAGUGGCUGCUGUAGGCUCCGAUCCUCACAUCAGUAUGGAAGUUCAAGAAAGUGGACAAGUGCGGCUAGAGUGUACCUCCAUGGGGUGGUAUCCAGAGCCCCAGGUCCAGUGGAGAACUCCCACAGGACAGACUUUAUCCUCCAGGUCAGAGUCCAAGAAUCCUGAUGAAGAAGGCCUUAUCAAUGUGGUAGCUUCAGUGAUAAUUGGAAGUAACUCCAUAGAGAACGUGUCCUGCUCUAUCCACAAUCACCUUCUUGGCCAGGAGAAGGAAGCAAGAAUUUCCAUACCAGCUCCCUUCUUCCCAAGACUGACUCCCUGGAUAGUGUCUGUGGCUGUUGUGCUAAUCGUCUUAGGACUUCUCACCAUUGGUUCUAUAUUUUUUAUUUGGAGACUGUACAAGGAAAGAGAGAGGAAGAGUGAAUUUGGUUCUACAGAGAAACUACUAGAAGAACUCGAAUGGAAAAAGGCUACAUUACAUGCAGUUGAUGUGACUCUCGAUCCAGACACAGCCCAUCCCCACCUCUUUCUGUAUGAAGACUCAAAAUCUGUUCGGCUGGAAGAUUCACGCCAGAAAGUGCCUGACAAACCAGAGAGAUUUGACUCUUGGCCCUGUGUGUUAGGCCAUGAAACUUUCACUUCAGGAGGUCAUUACUGGGAGGUGGAGGUGGGAGAUAGGACCGAUUGGGCAAUCGGUGUGUGUAGAGAGGAUGUGAUAAAGAAAGGAUUUGACCCCAUGACUCCUGAAAAUGGGUUCUGGGCUGUGGAGCUGUAUGGAAAUGGAUACUGGGCCCUUACACCACUCCGGACUCCUCUUCCAUUAGCAGGAUCGCCUCGCCGUGUUGGCGUUUUCCUGGACUAUGAAUCAGGAGACAUCUCCUUCUAUAACAUGACUGAUGGAUCUCAUAUCUAUACUUUUCCCAGUAUUUCUUUCUCUGGCCCCCUCCGGCCAUUCUUUUGCCUAUGGUCCUGUGGUAAAAAGCCCUUGACCAUCUGUCCAGUUGCUGGCAGGCCUGAGGGCAUUACAGUCAUUGCUAAUAGCCAGGACCUUUCUAAGGGUAUCCCUUUGUCCCCUAUGGGGGAGGAUUCUGCCUCUGGAGAUAUUGACACCCUGCAUUCUAAACUAAUCCCUUCCCAAUCCAACCAAGGGAUACCUUAA